This is a messenger RNA of Rhizoctonia solani, 4422 nucleotides long. RefSeq names its product ubiquitin-protein ligase. The record is from RefSeq and is a predicted model, not a curated record. The coding region runs from base 1 to 4422 and encodes 1473 amino acids. Gene Ontology annotation, molecular function: DNA-binding transcription factor activity, RNA polymerase II-specific; zinc ion binding; protein binding. The transcript is spliced from 10 exons. Lineage: Eukaryota; Fungi; Basidiomycota; Agaricomycetes; Cantharellales; Ceratobasidiaceae. Gene Ontology annotation, biological process: regulation of DNA-templated transcription.
AUGCUUGAACUGAAUUUUUUACGGGGUGAACAUUGGUUGAGCGAAGAAUCGAACGAUAGAGCGAUUGUAUUGAAUGAAGAUCAUGAAACAUUUGCACUAUUUCUAGAUAUCAUAUACGAGUAUCCGGUUGACCUUGCAUAUACUAAAGAAUGCGUUCGUCUCUCGCUGCUUGGACACAAAUACGAAGCUUCGCACAUCAUAGAGCGCUGUCGGGCUCAUCUACUUACCUCUUUACCCUCUGGAGCCAGCGAAAGAGACUUCUGGAUGGCAGAAACGAGUUAUGAAGACGCCUCUAUGAUACCUUCUGUUUUGCGUGCGGCCAGACUCAUCGAUAUGCCAAGGAUAAUACCUUGGGCAAUAUACGAAUUAUCGGUCCGCUCAGAGACAAAAAUUAGAUGGGCGGCCGAUAACGAACUGAUUGUCAAACCUUUCUCGAAUCACCUAAAAGCGAUACAAAAGCUUAAAUGUAAAAUUAUCCCAAGAUGGAGGAAGCUCGUUGCUCGAUUUAUGAAGGACAAGUGUGCUGCCGAGUGGUGGGUAGAGGAGGACGAUUGUUGGAGGCGGACCACAUUAGAAGAUCUAGAGAAUUCUGGGUUUAUGGUGGAGGAAGAUACGUAUGAUCCUCUCAGGGAUAUGCAUGAGGCAAUGGAGUUUAGCUGUGAAGGCCUAUGCUCGAUAUGUGCCGAUUUGUGGACAGACUAUGCCACCGCUUUUAUGGAAAGGUUUCUUGAAGAAGUUGGGUUGGUCGACGAAACCACUCCCGCUCUUAGUGCACAGCUCGCGCGGAUUGCGAUAAGUGCUACUCCUGAGUCAUUGGACGACCCCGACAUGCGAAGUCCCCCGCCCCAGCCGCAGCUUGUUCUUGCGCCUGCUCGUCAUACGACGGUGGUGACGACCACUACCACAACCACUACUACUUACCAGCCAAUCUCUCUCCCGGCGCUUCCCCCAGCCCCAUCAUCACCCAAGGAUCCAAAGCUCUAUCCCCUGCUGAAUGCACCUGUGCCCUCGCAUUUGCGUCAGUUUCCUCUGACUUUCCCUAAUGGCGCACGGGCCAUCUUCAAAGAUCCAUCGUUCGAGCCAGAUGUCGAGGCAAAACGGAGCAUACGGCAAGGUACGUAUGACGAGGAGCGUGUCGGAGGUCAAGGGUGGGAACUCUUGCGUCCCGCAGAUAGGGUACCUCUGGCCAAAGGCAAGGGCAAGGCCAGGGAAGAUGUAAUUCACCUCGCCGAAGCCGUCGACCGUUACCAAUUGGGUCGCCAAAAGCGCGUCUACGAAGGCGACAAUGAUAUGGAAGGCGUCGAGAUGGCCCAUCAGACUGUAUCACAAGCACCAUCUAUGCCCGAUCUUUCUGUCAUGGGUCUCAUCAACUCUCCCCCUCCACGCAAGAAGGCACGCGCAAGCACAAUCCCUAUUCCUCCCACAACUCAGUCCCUCGUUGCCCCACCCUCUCCUCUCCCCUCGCCAUCGGGCUCCCCUUCGUCCACUCCCAUCCAACUUGCCCCACCAACCCCGACCCCACCCAUACAGCCUGACCUCACUCUCACCACUCUCCUCGCUCUUCCUCAGCUUAUAUCCCACUUUUCGGGCCUUCCUCCAAAUUUGCAAUCACACGUUUUGCUGCAAUUGCUUCGCCAGUCGACCUUGCCAGUUUUGCGCAACGUUCAUUCCGUUUUAACCCCAGCAUUAGCGCGAGACUUUCUUACAUUGCUCCCUCCUGAGCUUACUGCCCAGAUUUUGUCGCAUCUUCCGCCCUCUGCCUUGUUUGCUGCCGCUCGAGUGUCACGCGCAUGGCGCCAGCUCAUCGACCAAGAUAUGACACUCUGGCGGGCGCUUCUCAAAGCCACCCGGACUUGGUUCGGUGGUCCUUCUGAACUCGCGUAUAUGACCCGUACCCUCGCCAUCCGUGAUCGCAAUCCAGACUUGUUUUCGGGUAGGCCACAACCUCACCCCUUUAAAUUACUCUACCGUCGUCGCGAACAAACUCGCCGCAACUGGCUCUACAACCAGCCUCGCCGACUUACCUUCGCUGCUCACGGCUCAAGCGUCGUUACAUGCUUGCUCUUCUCCCGCAACCGCAUUAUAUCUGCAUCGGAUGAUCACCAGAUCCAUGUCUACUCUCCAACCACCGGCGAAUUGCUAUUGCGCCUGGAAGGUCAUGAAGGUGGCGUAUGGGCGCUUGCUGUGAGCCCCAACUCUCCCUCUGCCCCUCAUGCUACCGAUUGUCUCGUGUCUGGCUCUACGGAUCGUACAGUUCGUAUUUGGGACCUUAGCAAUGGCAAGUGCACACACGUGUUUGGUGGCCAUACCUCGACUGUGCGCUGCCUGGCGAUUGUCAAGCCCAUGUGGAUCGAUGUGAACGGGCGCAAAGAAAAGUGGCCAAAACGUACUCUGAUUGUCACAGGAAGUCGCGACCAUACCCUCCGCGUUUGGAAACUACCCCGACGAGGAGACCCUGAGUAUCGCUGCGUGAGUGCAGAUGGUGAAGAUGUAGACCCAGCCGAGGAUGAUGCCAACCGCAACCCCUAUCAUGUCAGGCUGCUGUCUGGACAUACCCAUGCUGUUCGAGCACUUGCCGCACAUGGUCGGACGCUCAUCUCCGGCAGUUAUGAUACCACCGUGAGGGUGUGGGACAUCAUCACGGGCGAGUGCAAGUGGACACUAGAUGGGCAUUCACAAAAGGUUUACAGUGUGGUACUGGACCCCCAGCGCAACCAAGCGAUGUCCGGGUCUAUGGAUGGAACUGUCCGCAUUUGGUCGCUCGCUACGGGUCAGGCGCUUCACACGCUGACCGGUCAUUCUUCCCUUGUCGGUCUGCUCGGAUUAUCUCCCACACACCUAGUCUCGGCAGCGGCGGAUUCGACGUUGCGCAUUUGGGAUCCCACUUCGGGUGUUCUCCAACACACACUCUCUGCUCACACGGGCGCGAUCACAUGCUUCCAGCACGAUGAAUUCAAGGUUUUGAGUGGAUCAGAUGGUACCUUGAAGAUGUGGGAUGUACGAGAGGGAAGCGUUGUACGCGACUUGCUUACCGGUAUCACUGGAGUAUGGCAAGUUGUAUUCGAGGGACGCUGGUGCGUCGCUGCAAGCAAUAGGCAAGAACAAACGUACCUCGAUGUAUGGGAUUUUGGGGGUGAAGACCCAGAUAACGAAAUUGAGGCGGAGGAAGGUGAUUGGAUGGAAGCGAGCGAGGACGAGAGCGAACCCGAGGACGGGGAUGAUGAUAUUGAUGUAGUAGAUGAGGGCGGCGACUUGGAGUUGGGUGAUGAAGAUGAUGAAGAGGAAGAUAUGGAUGAAGAUAUGGACCCCGCCCAAGACCCGACUCAUUAUAGACAGAGUGGGUCUUCACUGCAGCACCGUGCGCCGGGGUAUGGCUCGCAGCGUCGAUUCGCUACACUGGGCACAGGCGGCCUUGCUCCGCCAAGUAGCGUGAGUCGCGGGAUAGGGUUGGGCGUGCUUGGUAUUAGCAUGACCGGGGGUGCGGGGAGCUCAACUGCACCGCCACUUCCUAUGCCGGACCAAACACCCACACGACCCCGCAUCAACCCAAUCAUCCCGUCUCCGACUGCACUCUCUACCUCCGAGCUCCUUGCGCUGAGAAUUAUCAACCGCGGCCGUAAUAUGCUAAUGAUCGACCAGAUGCCGGAACACAACCAGACUUAUUUGCCAACUAACAGCAACAUUAACACGUGGUGGCCAACGACCCAAAACGAGGAGCACAGUUACCAUUACCAAAACCAGCUUCAUUUCGGCAUUCAGUCCCAAGCGCAACCACCAUACGUGCAAACGCCACAAUCAUGGACCAAUACUGGAUAUGGUUACCGCUAUGAUGCUGUUGGCGCUUCUGAAGAGACUCACCUCAGAGAGCAUGAGCCCAAUGCCACUCUGUAUGAAGAACCCGACCCAGUGCUCACCGACUCGCCUUUGACUGACCCUGGGUACCCGGGCGAGGAGUCCGAGCCUGAAGCUGAAGCUGAAAUCGAGGAGGCAGAGCAAAGCACCAUUACCGGAAAGCGCACCCGGCAAAGUGGCGAAGUGGGCCCCAAUAGGCCAGUAAAGCGGAGGAAGAGCGCAGACGGUGAACGGGAACCCGCUCGGCGCAGUUCGAGGGCAUGUUUGGGCUGCCGUCGAUUCAAGGUUCGAUGUAUGCCGGGACCCAGUCAACGCCCCCCGACCGAGAGCUCGCCGUGUGCGCGAUGUGCCCAAAACGGCCAUGAAUGCAACUUCAAGGAAAGUUUGCGGGGGAAAUACCCUACCAAGAAGUUUGGGCAGCUGAAGCGGCUGCAUGCACAUCUGGAAGAGACACUUCGCGUCUUGACCGAGAUCGCUGAUCAACGAGCCCAAGUCCAGUCUCGUUCCCAAUGCCGGUCUCGGUCUGAGCCAUCGUCUAUGGCAGGGCCUUCAUCUUACACAUUCUAUUAA